Pecten maximus is the source of this 1506-nucleotide messenger RNA. RefSeq names its product sulfotransferase 4A1-like. The record is from RefSeq and is a predicted model, not a curated record. Gene Ontology annotation, molecular function: sulfotransferase activity. Gene Ontology annotation, cellular component: cytoplasm. The transcript has 6 exons. Gene Ontology annotation, biological process: sulfation. Lineage: Eukaryota; Metazoa; Mollusca; Bivalvia; Pectinida; Pectinidae. Bases 91 to 975 code for a protein of 294 amino acids.
GGCCAAGGAAGGUAUUGCAGCUCACGUCAGGGUGCGUUCUGCCAUCGAUAUUGACACUUCAUCGGAUGUUAAUAAUUAUCAUCUGUCAACAUGGAGCUUGUCACCAUGGUCGAUGAACAGGACAACAGGUAUACCUUCAAACGGUACCAAGGAUACCCGUUCAACAAAGAAGCUAUUGGAAAUGUUAGAGAUCAUCUGGAUAAAAUAGCAAAAUGCGACAUUAAAACCGACGAUGUUGUCCUUUGUGUAUUUCCGAAGUCUGGUACACAUUGGCUCUACAACACCGUGAUGAUGUUACGAUCAGGAUCAUUGAAAUAUCAAGGAACACCUGUAGCAAUGGAAUUUCAUGACUUUGAUGAAAUCGAGAAGAUGCGGUCUCCGAGGACGUUCGCCUCCCAUCUGCGUUUCCGGUUCCUCCCCGAACAGAUGAAGCUCGGAAAAGGGAAAAUUGUCACCAUCACCCGUAAUCCGAAGGACAUCGUGGUAUCUCUAUAUCACAUGAUGCAAAACAUGGGCGAUAUCGGCUACCAGGGAACAUUUGAGGGUUUUUUAAAGAGAUAUGUCACCGAAGAAUGUUUCAUGGGAAAUGGUUCCUGGUUUUCUUGGAUAAAAGACAUGGAGGAAUGGAAAAGUCCAAAUUUGUUUAGCCUUUCAUACCACGACUUCAAACAGAAUACAUAUGAGAACGUGGUUAAGUUAGCCAAGUUUCUGGAAGUUGAUCAUGAUGAGGAGUUCUUACGAUCAGUCUCACAAAGUGUUCAAUUUGACAACUUAAAAGAAAGUCACAAAGUGUCGACUCCACUAGGUGACCGAUGGAAACAUCUUUCUGAGGGUGGACGGCUACCAGUAUACAGGAAAGGGAAUGUUGGAGAGUGGAAAAACAUGUUCACUGUUGCCCAAAGUGAAGAGUUUGAUAUGUUAUUCAAGGAAAAGGUAGAAAAACUUGGUCUCAAAAUUAAACCUAGAUUUGAGUAAGGAAGCCCUUUAUAACAUGUCGCCAAAUAUUGCCAAUUUUUUUUAUGAUAAUAAUAAGAAAAGAUGACCAGACAACAUCCGCAGGAUUUUAGAAAACUAAUCACAGUUAUCACAAAAUAUAUUUGUGUCAGUGCCGAUAAUAUAGCACAAGAUGAGGAAAUCGAUCUUACUGACGAUCGGAACGCUUUGCAUGCAUGCCCAAUAGGAAGGCACAUCAUAUAUCCAAGGGAGUGAAAUAAGGAUGUAGAAGAACGUGCAAGAUUUAUAAGCGUUUCUUCAAACUCUGAGGAAUAAGAUACUGUUUAAAAGACAUUAUGUACUUGUUAGUUUUUGGAUGAGCCGACUGAUGUCUGAGAAACUCCAAAUCAUCACGCUGUAGACGCAAUUAAACGCAAACAACAGAAACACUCCACAAUGGACGCUUUUUAAGUUCUACAAGGUACUGCUAUGUGUUAAUCAGAAAAUCUUAUUGGUAUUAAUAUAUGUUAUAUGUAAUUAUGAGCUGUAAGCUGAAGUCAAUAAAAUGAAUUG